Messenger RNA from Liolophura sinensis, 4483 nucleotides. RefSeq names its product sodium/hydrogen exchanger 9B2-like. Gene Ontology annotation, molecular function: antiporter activity. NCBI's taxonomy places the organism in Eukaryota, Metazoa, Mollusca, Polyplacophora, Chitonida, Chitonidae. The coding region runs from base 24 to 1826 and encodes 600 amino acids. Gene Ontology annotation, cellular component: membrane. The transcript has 10 exons. The record is from RefSeq and is a predicted model, not a curated record. Gene Ontology annotation, biological process: proton transmembrane transport.
CCCAGGCUUGAAAGGUGCAUACAAUGAUUGUAGAAAAGGGAGAAAAUGAGGUGACUGAUGCUGAUAGACUUUCUAAUGGCUCUUGUUCAGAGGCCAUGUUGCCAGUCAGUUGCCAUGGUAACAUCAGCGAACUUGCCACAGGUGUGAGCAAAGAUGUCACCAGGAAUUCUGUGCAGGAGACCCAGGAAGCACAGAAAAGCAAAAAUGAAGCAAGUGAAAUUGUUGAAGAAGAAGAGGAAGCAGUGAACCCUGCAGGAGAUUCACGAUCAGACGUACGAUGCAAAUCGUGUAAGAAAUCCUGCCACAAAUGCUGGAAACCUGUGAGAACAAAGUACAACCCUCUACCAGAGAAGGCCUCUAAGCUAGAGCGGGCCAAGUUCGCGUUUCUUUGCCCUCCUCAUGGAAAGUUGGGUGACUUUUUUGCCGCUGUGUUAACGUUUCUUAUAUUCUGGGCUGUGCUUAUCGCCGUCACCCGAGAUGAAGCUGUACCCGGGGGAAAUAUCUUUGCCCUCAUUAUGUUGUUUCUGUGUUGUGUGGUCUGCGGCCAUUUGGUUGCCAUCAUUAGACUACCCCCACUGUUAGGAAUGCUGAUAGCAGGCUGUUUGCUGAGGAAUGUGCCCAAGGUAAAUAUUGGCAAGGACAUUGACAACACCUGGUCCACUGUUCUCAGAAGUGUGGCUCUGACGGUGAUUCUGCUUAGAGCUGGGUUAGGUCUUGAUCCUAAAGCAUUGAAGAAGUUGUCCUUCGUUGUGAUCCGUCUGGCUUUCCUGCCCUGCCUGGCAGAGUGUCUUACAGCUGCCAUAGCUUCACAUCUGCUCCUCGACUUCCCGUGGGAGUGGGGCUUCAUGCUGGGGUUUGUCUUAGCGGCUGUCUCCCCUGCUGUUGUUGUGCCAUCCCUGUUAAGUUUACAAGAGAGAGGGUAUGGCAUGGACAAAGGAAUACCUACGCUGGUCAUUGCAGCAGCCAGUGUGGAUGAUGUGCUGGCCAUAACUGGGUUUGGAGUCGUUCUUGCAAUAGCCUUCUCAACAGGUGACCUGGUGUUGACUAUCUUCAAGGGACCUUUGGAAGCUCUCCUUGGAGUUGUCUAUGGGAUUGUAUUAGGGGUGAUAGCCUGGUACAUACCUCACAAAGAACAGAAAGACUUUCAUCUCUUCCGUUUCAUUGUGCUAUUAUUGGGUGGUUUGUUAGCAACAUUUGGAAGUCAGAUUGUUGAUUUACCAGGAGCAGGACCUCUGGGAUGUCUCACUCUGGCCUUUGUAGCUGCCUAUAGAUGGCGCCAGGAGGAUGUGUCAGGUGGCAUGGCCCAGGUUUCUGACUUCAUGUCUCUGAUGUGGAUGCUGUUCCAACCCUUGUUGUUUGGUCUGAUAGGCACUGAGGUAGACAUAUCCACGGUUCAGGGGAGCACAAUAGGCCUGGGCGUGGCUGUGCUGACAAUAGGACUGUUUGUACGGGUGAUCGUGUCCUUCCUGGCCGUGUUUAAAGCAGGUCUCACUGUGCGCGAGAUGCUCUUCAUCCCUCUAGCGUGGCUCCCUAAAGCAACCGUACAGGCGGCAAUUGGUUCCUUAGCACUGGACACAGCACGGAGAGAGCGGGCUAAUGAUAGUCAUAUAUUACACCUGGGCACACAGGUGUUGACAAUAGCUGUACUGGUUAUCCUCAUCACAGCCCCUGUGGGCGCUGCCCUUAUUGCUCUCACUGGGCCUCGUCUGCUGACAAGGACACCUGUCUCCAGGAACAUUCACUUAUCAGCUACCUGUGAACAGCCAGAACUAACAGCCACAGCUGACACCCACAAGCUGGAGGAGGAGGGUCAAGAUCAAGAUUAGUAAUUUGAGAAUUCAUCAAAUCUGAGUUCACUUUCACAAAACUUUACUAUAAAUCUAUUUAUCGUAACUUUUCCUGCAAAUUACAUUAUCUCUAAAUAUAGCACGAUAUUGACAUCAUUUACCAAAAAAGUCAUCAGAAAUUUGACUUACUAAUUCUUUAGCCCAGCAUAACGACCCAGGAGCUUCUCACCAAUGCGGUUGCUGUGAGUUCAAGUCCAGCUCAUGAUGGCUUCCUCUCCAGCCAUAUGUGGGAAGGUCUGCCAGCAACCUCCAAAUGGUUUUGAUCACAAAUGGGACUGGUCCACGUGGUUCCGGUCACAAAUGGGUCUGGUCCACCUGGUUCCGGUCACAAAUGGGUCUGGUCCACCUGGUUCCGGUCACAAAUGGGACUGGCCCAUGUGGUUUCGGUCACAAAUGGGACUGGUCUGCAAGGUUCUGAUCACAGAUGAAAGUGCUAUAUGUUUGUCUUUUCCAUUUAUUGAAUUUUUCAUGAAAUUUUUGGUGUGUAUUUAUGUUGUACAGUAUGAGAAGCAUCAGUGAGUUAGUCUAUGCAUUGGUUUUGCCACACUGAAUCAGCUCCUGACCUAUUAGGUCAUAAGAUCAAAUCCUGCUGUUGCGAAUUUUGCUGCAGCUGCAAGAAUAUAGGUUUGUUGCGUACCUAGCCAACGGUAAUGAUGUACUCUGUUUUUGUCCACCCACAAAUCUUACCACAGUGAUGUAAGUGAAGACAACACCAAACACAAAUUAAAUUGGAAAAUAAAUACAGUAAAUAAAUACACUAAAUGCUGGUUUCAGGCUUAGAAAUUUAACACUAAAGGAAGAUACAUGUACAAUGCAUGUACUUUUGUAUGGUCUGGUUAACAGCCGAUUCUAUCUGUACAGAGGUAAGGCUGUUCAUCUGCCAAGCAUCUCUGUUCAUACUUAUUUUGUUGUUGAUUUAAAUAGUUUAAAUGUACAUGUAUAUGUUUUGUGAACCACAAAGAUUACCACAGACCAAAGACUUGACUGUAAAUAUUUCUAUUAAUAUUUUGCAAAGAUCUGUAAUAAAUUUGUCAGGAAGAAAUCCAAUAAAACCAAAUCCCGUUUUUGGUUUUUGUAGAAGGGUUUUUUUUUGUGUUUUUUUUUUUCAUUUUAUUCAUGGUGAAUACUUGAUUAGUUAAAUUAAUGCCAUCUAUACUUUAAUGAUGUAUAUUUAUUUUUACAAAUUACACAGCCUUAUUGCACAUGUAUGUAAUUGUUGUUGAAAGCUUAUACAAGUAUUUACUGUGAAUGCAACAAAUAUUUUUUGUUCGGUUUUGCUUAUUUCUGUCUAAGUGAAUCUCAAAAGCUCCCAGUGUUUUACAUUUAUCAUAUUUUUGUGAGACAUUUAUGUUUAGGAAAGUGUAUGUAUCUUUCACCCGAUUUACUAAUUUCUGUUCAUGCUUUUAUGCCAUAGGUUCAGUGGCCAUAUUUUUGUAGCUAUGUACACAACUAUGUCAGUGAGGAAUGUUUUAUUAUGGAUCUCGUGAUCUAAAGAAAUCCAGUAAUAUUUACUUAAUCUCUGAUCAGUAACACCUGGUAAAUGUUUCAUAUGGCAGUGUGCCAGAUAUGAUGUAACAUACUUUGUAACGAAGGACAAAGAGAUUCUGUGCAUUUUAUACUUAUGCACAUACCUCUUAUAAGAAGCUCAAGGGCCCCAAAUCUACAGACAUACACAAACAAGAAGAGAUUUGGAGUUUUCAAUAAAAUAACAACCAGUCUGCACAGGGCAUUAUUAUGUGACAUUCACUACAUAUAUAGAUAAUAGGAUAUAUGGUCUCAGAGAAAGAACACAGACAUUUAGGAAUUGUUCACAAAGUGAAAUGAUUGCCCUGCUCUUUAGAACGCAGCCUGUGCAUAAGUGUCUACCAUCAUAUUAUUAAUUUACUGAACUAGUUGUGUUCAUUGCAGUCCACAUAUUGAAGUACCUCUGAGUCUCAUUGCUGUUUAUAUGUUGCCUUAAGUGACGAGAUUUAAAAAAGUUUUGUAUACCCACAUGUAUUGUGAUUUAUCUUGUGUCUAAAACGUGUCCUCAGUGAUAUCGUUUUUAAUCUGUUUUUCUGUUUGCUUUCAAACUGCAUCCUUUCUAGUCAAAUCACCCCUGAUUUGUGAUACAUGUACGUACAAUUUUAAGUUAUUUUUUUUAAUCUCAUAUCAGCAUUUUUACUUUACUGCCAAUGAAAAUAUAUUGGCUACAGAUGUAUCAGUGUGUUAUUUUCAGUAUUUCGACAGUACAUAUUAAGAUUACGUCAAAAGUGCAGAUCUCUAUAAGUAAAUGUGAUAUCUGAUAUAAGCAUUGUAUGCUUACUAGUGAUCAGAGAGAACAAACAUAUAUUUACAGUAAUAGUGCAAAGUGUUGUGGAAUGGUUGUGUCUGUGAUAUGCAGUAAACACUUUGAAUUAUAUUUAUUUAUUUGAUUGUUGUUUUACUCAAGAACAUUUCACUUAUACAAGGGUAGCCAGCAUUAUGGUGUGAGGAAACUGGGUAGAGGCUAGAGCAAACCCAUGACCAUCUGCAGGAUGCUGGCAGGCCUUUCCACAUAUGGCUGAAGACGAAGCCAGCAUGAGCUGAUGCUAACCACCUCGGCCACAGCCACCACAUAUAAUCCUAGUGUAUAAUGAUAGAGCCUCAGACCAGGA